Messenger RNA from Electrophorus electricus (electric eel), 2409 nucleotides. RefSeq names its product frizzled related protein (gene frzb). The record is from RefSeq and is a predicted model, not a curated record. Gene Ontology annotation, molecular function: Wnt-protein binding. Gene Ontology annotation, cellular component: cytoplasm. Gene Ontology annotation, biological process: canonical Wnt signaling pathway; non-canonical Wnt signaling pathway. NCBI's taxonomy places the organism in Eukaryota, Metazoa, Chordata, Actinopteri, Gymnotiformes, Gymnotidae.
AAUUAGUAUAGCUGACCCCUUAACCUGUGGAGAAGCGUUAAACACCCGGUUAAAACUUCACUAAUUCGAGCACCUGUCAUCGACGCUAACUUGAAAUUGCCACGUUUAGAGCCGUCGAUUGGUUUGCCUCGUUUCCCAAGUGGAAAGCAUUCGACAGCAUGGCGAGACACGCACGCGCCGGUUCUUUUAUGCAUGCAAGCACAACAGUUGUUCGGUUAAUGGCGAUUCUGAGUUAAGCUAGGGGAGGGGGCUCGCGGGCUAAAAGGACCGGGUCCCGCAGAGUGAGGUCACUUGGCGACUGCGCCUGCAGUGAGAGCGUGCCUUCACCGGAGCGUUUUCUGGUUGAGGUGGAGAGCUCGGGGCGCACGGUGAACACGAGCGCGCUCAUGGCGUGAGGAAGGAACGGGGGACGUAAAAUCAACAACUACUUUGCGUCACGAUUUGCUCGAGGGGAUACGACUUCGUUGCUUUUUUUUCUUUCUUAUUUCGCUGAAGAGAAAAAAAGAUGACCUUUGUUCUUCAGUCGCGUGACGCAAACGUGUUAAGUUAGUUGGAGAAACUUUUGGCGCGAGGUCUUCGCGCUGCGUCGACGGACUACAUUCACCGUGUUCCACAUCCACGGUGAGUCAUAAAUAGCCUCUCCGAUCAGUAUUCUGUGCCAUUGAUUACCACGCGGCUUCGUCAAGAUGUUUUCCUACGAGAUGUUCGUCUGUAUCUUCGCCGUCGCCUGCUUGAUGGGGAUACCGAGAGCCACGGCGGCGUCGUGCGAGCCCGUGCGCAUUCCCCUGUGCAAACACAUGCCAUGGAACAUGACCAAAAUGCCGAACCAUCUUCACCACAGCACGCAAGCCAACGCCGUUCUUGCGAUCGAACAGUUCGAGGAACUGCUGACUAUCCAGUGCAGCCGUGACCUGCGUUUCUUUCUGUGCGCGAUGUACGCGCCAAUAUGCACCAUCGACUUUCAGCACGACCCGAUUAAGCCGUGCAAGUCGGUGUGUGAGCGGGCCAAGAUGGGCUGCGAGCCGGUCAUGAAGAAGUAUAACCAUGCGUGGCCGGAGAGCCUCGCCUGCGAAGAGCUGCCAGUCUAUGACCGCGGAGUUUGCAUCUCUCCUGAGGCGAUCGUAAACGCAGAGGGAUCAGACAUUCCCCAUUCUCAAGACCCUUCAAAAUGCAACCCUGAGUCCAACCCAGACUUCCCAAUGGAUUCCCACAACAGCAACUGUAAAGGAGUCAGUGAUCCAUGCAAGUGCAAAAACGUAAGGCUUGCUCAAAAGACCUAUAUAAAAAACAAUUACAAUUAUGUCAUCCAUGCCAAGGUGAAGGAGGUGAAAGGUCGCAGUCAUGACCUCAGCGCAGUGGUGGAGGUGAAGGAUGUGCUCAAGUCAUCUCUGGUCAACAUUCCUCGCGACACAGUCACCCUGUACUACAGCUCGGGCUGUCUGUGCCCGCCCCUCACUGCCAAUGAGGAGUACCUCAUCAUGGGUUAUGAGAACGAGGAACAAUCUCGAUUGCUUCUCAUCGAUGGGUCAAUUGCACAGAAGUGGAAGGAGCGUUUGGGCCAUAAAGUAAAGCGUUGGGAUCGGGCCAACAGAGCUGCAGUGAGGAACUCCAGCAGAUCCAGACACCACUAGUGCCUCCAUCACCUCCACCCACGCGCAGACGAAACCCGAACACAAGGAAGUAUCCCAGAAAACUGAACAAAAUUGCACUAUUGUACAUUCUUCUGUGUUCACUUUGAAGAGUUGUAGCAGAGGGUUUUUAAUGCUUUUUUUUUGUUUGUUUUUUUGUACAAUUUUUUUUUUUAUUCUUUGCCUUUGCACGAACAAAAUGUUCAGUCAACAUUGCUGUGUGCAUGUGUAUGUACUUGACUGGCUGCGUGAGGUGUUCAGAAGGGCAGAGGUCAGGGAGUGGAAGUGGACCUGGACCUGGCAUUCUGGAGCUGAUGGUUGCCUAGCAGCAGGAAUGGAAGGUGUGGCCACCUCGGAGGGAGCCGUGUCUGCGCGCGAUGCUGGGUGCCAGCAGGCUACAUGCGUGCAGAGCAGAGGAGUGUGCACCUCUCCCUUUUCGCUGGAUUAGAGGAAAACGCAAUGAACUGAGGGGAUGAGAGGACAAUGCAGGACUGGGAGUGAAGUGAAACAAUAUUGAGCUUGAUUUGAAUUGUUCGUUUUAAAAGGAAUAUGUUCGCAUGACUUUUUUCUCUGUAGUUAUGUUAACUCUUAGACACGUUUUGACUUUGUAAGAAUGUAUUUUGAAUGGCAUGCAAACCUUUUGGCUAACAAGCAGCUGGAUUUUGCUGGACUAAUGUGCGCUGACUCUAUACUUCUCAAACCCACUUCAAACCAUUAUUCAUUUUACCCGUUUUCACAUUUAUGUCCACUAUUAAACAUAGCUGCCUGCUGCAGGAACAGA